AUGCAAGCCUCCUUGGAAUUCUCAUCCAAGCGCAUCGAUACCCUACAGGAACGUGCAAAUUGUUCAGAAGAAAAACUUAAGAUACAAAGUCGUGAAAUUACCGAAAUGCAAGUGAUAUUAGAAAGUCUUUCCUUCAAAACCCAAAGACAAGAGCAGUGGGCACGUCAGUUAAAUGUAGAAAUGGUGGGAGUACCAGAAAUUAAAAAUGAAAAUCUAACAAAUAUAGUAUUAAGCAUGGCAGAAAAAGCAGGUGUUGUGUUGAGCGCCGGCGAUAUAAAAAGCUGCACAAGAGUAUAA
Molecule: messenger RNA, 297 nt
Organism: Parnassius apollo (apollo)
Lineage: Eukaryota; Metazoa; Arthropoda; Insecta; Lepidoptera; Papilionidae
Source: the annotation of a GenBank genome assembly